Molecule: messenger RNA, 2280 nt
Organism: Penicillium riverlandense
Lineage: Eukaryota; Fungi; Ascomycota; Eurotiomycetes; Eurotiales; Aspergillaceae
Product: fungal specific transcription factor domain-containing protein
Exons: 2
Coding region: 1-2280 (759 amino acids)
Biological process (GO): positive regulation of transcription by RNA polymerase II
Cellular component (GO): nucleus
Molecular function (GO): DNA-binding transcription factor activity; transcription cis-regulatory region binding
Source: RefSeq, a predicted model, not a curated record
AUGACCUCUGAGGCUGCUCGCCAGGUACCGGAGCCCAAAGGCAAGUCACGUCGCACCGAGUCGACGUCCGGCGCGGCUCCGAAAAAAGACGCAAGAGGACCGUUGUCAGCGGUGCUCCCGACGACUGUUUCGCCUGCUCCAAACGAGGCGCUCGAUGCGACCGACGCCGACCGUACUGCACGCAGUGUCUCGACCUUGGCCGCGAAUCUGCGGGGCCAGAAACUGCCGGUGAUGGAGUCGGGUAUUGCACCAUCAGGGAGCGCGGCGAUACCAGAGCCGUCUGCGACCUCGAGCACAUCCAGUCAUCCCGCACCGGCAGCAGCUGUGCCGACCAUGGCGAGUGCUGAACCGCCUCCCCAACAAACGGCACCGGACGGAUCGGAAACGUCGAACAAUCUGGCUUGGACGAUGGACAUGCCGGAUCCGCAUACAUGGUCUAAUGCAUCAGCCGCGCCGCCGAAGAUUUCAGGGCUUCCAUCACCAAAUCGACCAGUGGUCCCCAAUCAGUCAGCAUCAACUCUUGUAGUCGAUACCUCGACUCAGUAUGCGCCUGGAUCCAGCCCGACAUAUGCUGCAGCCACCCCGGCUUGGCAGGUUGCCAAUCCGUGGCUUGUCCAAAACGUUACGCCACCCUCACAGGAGAACGACGAAGAGGAGAUAAAAGACCUGGACCACUCUAUGAUGUGGAACGCGGGUCACCAGCCGUCACUAUCCCAACUUCUCCUGGCACGCUCUGUAGGGCGAACGCCUCGCCUCCGCUACCUGAUCAGCUACUAUUCCGAAGUCAUUGCUCCCAUGAUCGUGGCCUUUGAUACUCCAACGAACCCUUUUCGUACUCACGUGCUUCGCUUGGCUCAAGAAAGCGAGGCUCUGCAGGAGGCAAUUGCAACGCUGGCCACCAGCAACCUGCGACAGAGGCGAUUGCGCAAUCACACAUCUACAGAGAGAACACUACCUGCGCGCAUGUCUUCUUUGGCCCACCGCGCUCUUACAGACGAAGCUUUUCAAGACCGGUAUGGCAUCUCAGUUCCGGAAGGGUAUGCCCGGGAAGAAAAUCACCACCGGGGAUGGGCCGUGAAGGCCCUCAACGCAGACUUGGCGGAUCCACAGCGCAGGCUGUCAGACUCGGUACUGGCGACUUUACUAAUCCUGUGUCUCUUUCAUGGCUGCGAUACGGGCGUAGCCGAGUUCCGCACGCAGUUUGCCGGUGUCACGAGACUACUGGCCAUCCGGAUGCGCCACUCUCCCAUAAUCACAGAAGAGAUGAAAUGGUUCAUCCGCAUGUUUUCCUGGUUUGACACGCUGACGGCAACGACCAAUGACCGUGAUGUCCAGCUCCGUGGCGCUUGUCUCGAUAUCAGCUCUCGGACUGAUGGAGAAUGGGGACUUGAAAAUUUGGCCGGCUGCGACGGUCGCCUGUUCAAGUUGAUCUCCCAGUUGGGACGCUUGAACAUACUCAGUCAGGACCAACAGUCCGAGGUACCUGCGUCCGCGGAUGUUUCUGUGGCCACCACUUCCCUGCCUCCAAACAUGCUUCAUCCCGGCUGGGAGGAGGUCGUGCCCGCGUCCGGGACAGCAAUGGAUACCAGCUUCGGGAUGCCAUUCCCAAUGCCCCAGAAUACAGACUUAAUGAGACGGCCCUCCUCUCCGGACUUUUGGACUGAAUGGUACUCGCUCCGGCAGCGGCUUGAGUCCUGGCGAUUCGACCCACCGACUGAACCCUCGUUCCCUUCUUCACCACUGAACGCCUCGACGAUGUCAUGGAAUACCGCCAAUUACCUCUCCCCGCCCUCAUCUCCAAUUGCUCCAUUUACCGUGGCGCCCGAGAACCUCCAGGAUGUGUUUCAAAUCUCUGAAUGCUUCCGCCACGCGGCUCUCCUCUACUGUGAGCGACUAGCGGAACCGACGCUCCCAUCGCGGCAUCCACGUAUCCAGCACAUCGUCCAGCUGGCCAUGCACUGCAUCUGUGCAGUACAGUCGGACGUCUACCUUCUUUGGCCAUUGUUCAUUGUCGGGUCAGAGUGCGUUCAGGAGGACCACCGCGCAACUAUCCGCAACCGCUGCAAGGAUAUCUCGAAAGAUUCCGGCUUUGUGAACAAUCUCUCCUGUCUAGAAUUGCUGGAGAAGAUCUGGGCCGAGCACUCGGAUGAGUCUUCGUUCCCUGUUUACCCGGCUGAUGUCGAUCCAUCGCAAUUGCCUGGUCCCUCUACCGCCCAGGCAUUCCGCUGGUCUCGCGCGAUGCAGGCCAAACGGGGUGACGGGGAAUAUAUGGUAGCAUGA